Molecule: messenger RNA, 1443 nt
Organism: Fraxinus pennsylvanica
Lineage: Eukaryota; Viridiplantae; Streptophyta; Magnoliopsida; Lamiales; Oleaceae
Source: the annotation of a GenBank genome assembly
AUGGAGAAAAAGCAAGGUUUUUUCUCGGCGUUAAAGGAGGAGGUUGUGAGGGGGUUAUCGCCGGGGAGGUCGCAGGCUAAGAGUACGAGUCGGAGUGUGUCUCCGAUAACGAGUCUUCUCCGGAGGAAGAAGAGUGGAGGUAACAGUAAUUAUGUUGAAACGGUGAUAGCGAGAUCGGGGAGCCUGAGGCCAGUGGGGGAGACGCUAACGCCGUUGAUGGAGGGUCCGGAUCCAGACGGCGGAGAAAUCGGGGAUUCGAAGCGGCUCGGGUCGGGGCUCGGGCAGUGGGUUCGCGGGCAGUUAACCCGGAACCCCUCGGUUCCAGGAGGGGCGGCGGGUUCCAAUGGGAGUGGGUACAACAAGAGUUCUGAUAUGAGGCUAUUGCUUGGGGUCUUGGGUGCCCCCCUCGCCCCGGUGCACGUUAGCACUACUGACCCAUUGCCUCAUCUGAGCAUCAAAGACACUCCAAUUGAAAAUUCUUCCGCCCAGUACAUAUUGCAACAGUAUACGGCUGCGUCAGGAGGGCAAAAGCUCCAGAAUUCGAUUAAGAAUGCUUAUGCCAUGGGAAAAUUGAAGAUGGUAGCUUCGGAGUUUGAAACUGCAACGAAGGUAGUGAAGAACAGGAAUGUGGCUAGAGCUGCGGAGUCUGGUGGGUUUGUUCUCUGGCAGAUGAAUCCUGACAUGUGGUAUGUGGAGCUUGCAGUUGGGGGUAGCAAAGUUCAUGCUGGCUGUAAUGGCAAACUCGUCUGGAGGCACACUCCCUGGCUUGGCGCUCACACUGCAAAGGGGCCGGUUAGGCCUUUGCGCCGCGCUCUUCAGGGUCUUGAUCCAAGAACCACUGCUAGCAUGUUUGCCAACGCCAUAUGCAUUGGGGAGAAGAAGAUCAAUGGUGAUGACUGCUUCAUUCUGAAGCUGUCUGCCGACCCACAAACAUUGGGAUCCAGGAGUGAGGGACCAGCAGAGAUAAUUAGGCAUGUUUUGUUUGGCUACUUCAGCCAGAAGACGGGCCUUCUUGUUCACAUGGAGGAUUCACAUCUCACCCGCAUCCAAUCUAAUGGAGGCGAUGCAGUAUACUGGGAGACGACCAUCAAUUCUUACUUAGAUGAUUACCGUCCUGUGGAAGGAAUCAUGAUUGCCCACUCUGGUCGGUCUGUUGUUACACUUUUCCGGUUUGGAGAGAUGGCAAUGAGCCAUACGAAAACAAGGAUGGAAGAAGCUUGGACAAUUGAAGAGGUCGCAUUCAACAUUCCUGGCCUAUCAAUGGACUGUUUUAUUCCACCAGCCGACUUGAGGUCGGGUUCCAUCAGUGAAGCAUGUGAACUCCCUCGGGAUGAAAGGGGAAAGUCAGCAAUUGCCCUUGCAGCAUCCCGAGCUAAGGUUGCAGCUUUGGAAGGAACUCACAAUGAGAGCAUUGAUAGUGUCAUUUGGAAGGUGGAAGUCUAA